GAAGCGGCUUUUGUCCCCGAGCUCGGAAUAAAGAAAUCCGGACUGGUCCGCUGGGCGCCGGGAUGCCGCAGGUUUAGGAUGGAGCUCAGGUACUGUACCCCAAGGAUGCUGGCAGGGACGCUCUGACUCAUUAAGGCACAGCUGAGUGUCAGCAAAGAGAGGAGAAAUCUGCUUCCUAGACCUCGUCCUAGGGGAAAACCCAUCAGCGUUGCUCAAGGCAUCGCCCGGCCAAAUGGAGAUCACCAUGGGAGUCACCAUGGGUGAGAAUGCCACCAACUUCCUUUCGGUGCUUGACCCCCACAGAACCCAAGCUGCUUCCUUCCCAUUCAACUUCAGCUAUGGCGACUAUGAUAUGCCCUUGGAUGAAGAUGAAGACGUGACCAAUUCUCAAACUUUCUUUGCUGCCAAGAUCGUCAUUGGUAUGGCCCUGGUGGGCAUCAUGCUGGUCUGUGGAAUUGGCAACUUCAUCUUCAUCAUUGCCCUGGCCCGCUACAAGAAGCUGCGCAACCUCACCAACCUACUCAUCGCCAACCUGGCCAUCUCUGAUUUCCUGGUGGCCAUUGUCUGCUGCCCCUUUGAGAUGGACUACUACGUGGUCCGCCAGCUCUCCUGGGAGCAUGGCCAUGUCCUGUGUGCCUCUGUCAACUACCUGCGUACUGUCUCUCUCUAUGUUUCCACCAAUGCUCUGCUGGCUAUCGCCAUCGACAGAUAUCUGGUCAUCGUCCACCCCCUGAGACCCCGGAUGAAGUACCAAACUGCCACUGGCUUGAUUGCCUUGGUGUGGGUGGUGUCCAUCCUCAUCGCCAUCCCUUCGGCCUACUUCACAACUGAAACGGUUCUCCUCAUCGUCAAGAACCAGGAGAAGAUCUUCUGCGGCCAGAUCUGGCCGGUAGACCAACAGAUCUACUACAAGUCCUACUUCCUCUUCAUCUUCGGCAUCGAGUUCGUGGGCCCCGUGGUCACCAUGACCCUGUGCUACGCCCGGAUCUCGCAGGAACUCUGGUUCAAGGCCGUCCCUGGUUUCCAGACAGAGCAGAUCCGGAAGCGGCUGCGCUGCCGCCGGAAGACAGUCCUGGUGCUCAUGUGCAUCCUCAUGGCCUACGUGCUGUGCUGGGCGCCCUUCUACGGCUUCACCAUCGUGCGCGACUUCUUCCCCACCGUGUUUGUGAAGGAGAGGCACUACCUCACGGCCUUCUACAUCGUGGAGUGCAUUGCCAUGAGCAACAGCAUGAUCAACACCCUGUGCUUCGUGACCGUCAAGAACAACACCAUCAAGUACUUCAAGAGGAUCAUGCUGCUGCACUGGAAGUCUUCUUAUAAUGGGAGCAAGUCCAGUGCGGACCUUGAUCUCAAAACCGUGGGGGUCCCCGCCACCGAAGAGGUGGACUGCAUCAGGCUAAAAUAACCCAGUGGACCUUUCAACGUUUAAACAGGACCUUUGGGACAUUGACCAGUGUGCUUAGAUACACGCUGUCAACCAAGAACUUUUGGUUUGCCUCGGAGGUCAGAGUAAAUGGACAACUAUGGGAAUAUUGUGUUCAAGGAGCUCAGAUUUCCUGAAACUGGGGUGACUAGUUUUAGACAUUCACUGAA
Molecule: messenger RNA, 1593 nt
Organism: Artibeus jamaicensis (Jamaican fruit-eating bat)
Lineage: Eukaryota; Metazoa; Chordata; Mammalia; Chiroptera; Phyllostomidae
Gene: PROKR1
Product: prokineticin receptor 1
Exons: 3
Coding region: 233-1405 (390 amino acids)
Biological process (GO): neuropeptide signaling pathway
Cellular component (GO): membrane
Molecular function (GO): neuropeptide Y receptor activity
Source: RefSeq, a predicted model, not a curated record